This is a messenger RNA of Cynara cardunculus var. scolymus (artichoke), 591 nucleotides long. Its product is annotated as extensin-like. The record is from RefSeq and is a predicted model, not a curated record. The transcript has a single exon. The coding region runs from base 1 to 591 and encodes 196 amino acids. NCBI's taxonomy places the organism in Eukaryota, Viridiplantae, Streptophyta, Magnoliopsida, Asterales, Asteraceae.
AUGGUUGGUGCUCCCAUCUCCACCAUGGAUCCAUCCACCAGAUACGCACCCACUGCAACCGCAUACGCAACUCCAAGUGCUGCAGUUUCCACCGUUCAGCCGUACCAUUCUCCUUCAGCACCACCACCUUACUCCGCCAUGCCACAACAAGCAGCCGCCCCUUACCCUCCAGCUCCCUACCCCGGUGCACCCUACUCAACCGCCCCAUCCUACACUAAUGCAUCAUCCAUCUAUCCUACACCUCCUCUUGGUUUAUCUCCAUUCCCAUCAUACCCUCCUAAUUCAAAUCCUAUGGCAUCACUUGUACCAUCUUACCCUCCAAAUUCUGCUCCUACUGGAUCAAACCCUUUUCCGGCACAGUCUUCAUUCCCAACUUACCCUCCUAAUUCAUCUCCUUAUCCAAAUUACCCUCCUGCCACUGCAACAUAUCCGCCAUCUGCCGCCACAUAUCCACCACAGACAACAUACCCACCAUCAGCAUACCCAGCACCACAAGGUUAUCCUCCACAACAAACUGCAGCAGCACCAGCAGGGAUCUACCCACCACCACCAUCAAUUGGAGUGUAUCCACCACCACCAACACCAUACUAA